CUCUUCGCCUCCCUUUCUCUGUAUAUUUAUAUUUGUGUGUGUAUAUCCAUAGAUGGAUGUACUUGUAUGAAGAUUUUUGCUGAUAAUACUUUGUGGGUAUCAUUGAUUUUUUCUUUUUAUUUGGGUAUGAUCGUUGCUUUAUGUAUGUUGUGCAUCUAUGGAUGGAUCUACAUGGUAUUAUGAGGAUUUUGGCGUGGAAUAUCAUGUGGGUGUCAUUCAUUUUGUGUUGGGUAUGUGUUUUUCUUCAUGGGCAUGUUCAUUGUUGAUUUGGGCAUCAGUGUCUGCUUUGUUUGUAUGUGUUUUUCAUUGGGUCAAUGGAGAAAGUCAUGUUCUUUACCAUUAUGAAUGUAUUUAUGGGAUUAUAGGCAUAUUGGUUGGAGAAAUUGAACAUACAAUGAUGAAACUAAUUAGGUUUUCUCAGAAGAGUGGAAUGCUACAUUUUUCAUAUUAGAAGUUGCGGCUAAUUCAGAUUUCUCUGAGUUUUAGGGUGAGUUUGAGGCUUGGGGCAAAUUGAGUUCAGACCCUUCUAUUAUUAUGUAUAGGGGUUGCAAAUAUGGACUUAGAAGAUGUACUAUCGGUUUCUGUUGGUGAUGGGGGAGACACCAGAGUUAACAAAUACAUGUGUAUGUGAUUUGGAAGUAGAUUAUGAGUCUCAGGAGAUUGCUUCCAUUGUUUACUCAGCAUUAGAUGUUGAUAAGGAGUUGCAGCCAGACAAAGUGAAGAGGCAAAUGUCAGUCUCUGAUGGGAAACUUUCAGUGCAUUUUGAGGGGGUGGAGGCAAGAUUUCUUCGCGCAUCAUUUAGUGCCUUUGUUGAUGUUCUAACCCUUGCCACAAAAACAGCCGAGGAAUUUGGGAAAGAAAUGGAAUUGUGACACCAUUCACCAGUACCCAAAUAGGACCUCCAGUUCCUUCGUCAAUGAGUUGUUACUUUAAUCGAUUUGAAAAUUUUCUUGAUUUGGUUGUAGAAUGACUUGCCCAUUUGUUUUGGGAUGUUUUUAAGUUAUUUUACCAUGUAAAACCCUCAACUUUCUGGAAAUGGAUCUUGUUUAGCUUGUGUGGAAUGUUUAGUUCAA
Messenger RNA from Vitis riparia (riverbank grape), 1073 nucleotides. RefSeq lists its product as uncharacterized. The coding region runs from base 567 to 872 and encodes 101 amino acids. The record is from RefSeq and is a predicted model, not a curated record. The transcript is spliced from 4 exons. Gene Ontology annotation, cellular component: EKC/KEOPS complex. Lineage: Eukaryota; Viridiplantae; Streptophyta; Magnoliopsida; Vitales; Vitaceae.